AGUGGCAGAGGACUCUUGACGCGCACCGCAGAAUCGGACUCGAAGACCGGUGUCGGAAGACAGAAUCUUGACCUCACGUUCAAUUGCCACCGCAAGACUCUCCACGAAAAGAGGUUAAAUUCACUUGGCCUUAUCUUCAGGCCUCCAGAAAUUGCCAAGAUUGCACAUACUUUCCACGUUCCAUCAUUUCAAGGCAGAUUUUCUGGCUUCUCCGUGCACGUUCUUCUGAGACCCUUUGCAGCUUCAGGAACAAUCCCUCGGACAUCGCCUUCCAUCGUCACUGGAAUUCGCUUCUUCGCGCAUCAGAAUCCGGUUCCAACCAGGAGGUCGCUACGGGCGAUCACAUCUCGUGACUAGACAACAGAACCGCCUUGGUCAGGCCGCUUGUGGGAUUGAAUUCCAUCAUGGAAGCCUCAGUACCCGAAAACAAAUCAUGGCGGGAUCGCAUCGGCGGGAAGAAGCUCGCCCCUGUCGACAGCAACGUCGCACGAUCUGAUGAAUCCGGCUCUGGGAUGCAAAAGGUGGAGAGUGGGUUAGGGAAUGGAGAGGUUGUGCCCGCUUCGAUAACGCACAAGAAGGUGAACUGGAUCCAAGCUACUUUGAUCUUGAUCGCUGAGACCGUAUCUCUGGGCAUCUUAUCUCUUCCAGCUUCAGUCGCGUCAAUGGGACUUGUGGUUGGCGCCUUCAUCAUCGCCAUCUUCGGAAUCUGCACGCUGGCUACAGGAUUUAUGCUCUACUACUUUCGUAUGCGAUACCCUCACGUGCAAAACUUUGGCCAGGCAGGAUAUGUACUCGCAGGCAAGCCAGGGCAGUACAUUGCCGAGACACUAUUCCAGCUCCUUUUGGUGUUCGUCAUGGCAGCACAUAUCUUGACCUUCGGGACGAUGGCCAACACUGUCGCUGGAAACAGCUGGAAAUGCACUGUGGUCUUCAAACUCAUUGGCUUCUUCGUCUGCCUGGCUUGCACACUACCACGGACUUUCAAGUCCAACUCAUAUCUUUCUGCAGUUUCUUGCCUCUCCAUCCUGGCUGCAACCCUGAUCGCCCUCGUCGACAUUGCCAUUAUCGGUGAAGGCGAAGGUACCGCGAAGAUCGCACCGCCUUCAAAUGUCGUCCCAGCCGACUGGAUGAUGGCACUGAGCAAUGUCCUCGUCUCCUUCACUGGCCACUUGGCUUACUUCCAGGUCAUGGCCGAAAUGGACCGCCCUCAGGAUUUCCGCAAGUCUCUCAUCGCCACCAACAUCAGCAUGAGUUCCCUCUAUCUCGUUGUCGCGGUCGUCAUCUACUACUAUGCCGGUGCCGACGUUGGUUCUCCGGCCCUCAGCUCCGCCGCACCGCUCUUCGCCAAACUGUCUUACGGUAUCGCCACACCGACCAUCGUCGUCGCCGGUGUCAUCGCAGGUCUUCUAGCGUGUAAACGCAUCCAAGCUUGGUUCUGGGAAAGUGUCCGGAAUGAACCAAAAGCCGCUGAUGAGAUUUCUCUGCGAUCCUGGACAUCUUGGGCCAGCAUUGUUAUUAUCCUCUGGGCUCUCGCAUUCAUUCUCGCGAACGUUUUGCCUUACUUCUCACCACUUCUGGCUCUGAUCGGAGCGAUUUCGGGGACCUGGAUCACCUUGGGCAUUCCGAGUAUGACGUGCAUGUACAUGUGCCAUCAUGGUUUCGCGUCUACGGAAGUGGAAUUGAAUGUUGCGACCGGAGAGGACGAGACCGGUGCGAGGAGUGUUGAAUUGAUGACGAGGGAACGACAGACCUGGCGAUGGUGGCAGCUGUUCACGUUCCCUUCAGACGCUUCGCGAAAAGUGCAAUGUGCUUGGGGUGGUUCGAUUCUGCUCUUCAUUUUGGGGAUAGUGAUGGUCGCGUUCGGAGGUUAUGGAAGUAUUCAGACGAUGGUGACGUUGAGUACGGAUAACUAUGCUCCGUUCUCUUGUAAAUGAUGGGGGUAUGUGGCUGUUUCGUAGGAUGUUACUUGACGGGCCAGCUGUCGUGACGUCUACCAGAUAAUGAUAUGUAGAGAUAGGAAUUGGAAAGGAAUCUUGAUCAAGAUCGACGACGGCAGAAGCUCU
This is a messenger RNA of Cercospora beticola, 2063 nucleotides long. RefSeq lists its product as uncharacterized. NCBI's taxonomy places the organism in Eukaryota, Fungi, Ascomycota, Dothideomycetes, Mycosphaerellales, Mycosphaerellaceae. Gene Ontology annotation, biological process: amino acid transmembrane transport. Gene Ontology annotation, molecular function: L-amino acid transmembrane transporter activity. The record is from RefSeq and is a predicted model, not a curated record.